AUGGGCAGCGCUUCGAAGAAACCCGCGAUAGGCAAUAACAUCUUGAUAACGGUCGAGUACGCUACGGGAUACGUUGUCCCGAAAUGGGACGAUAGGAUGCGCAUCAUGAUCAUCGUGAGCUCUUGCGGUACUCUGCUGGGUCAAAGCCUGACCAAGACUGCCUUUGCUGUGACACUGCUCAAGCUCACAAGAGGGUUCUCACACCGAAAGGCGUGUCAUGCCGUCUUGUGGUUCUGCAUCGUGUCGAUGCUCUCCUACAAUCUAGCCAAGAUUGUAGUAGAAUGGGGAAAAGUUUCUGGGAAAGACGUGUAUGAUGUCUGGUAUCGACUAGACUUCUAUCUUGAUUCGUCUGUACGCAAAAAGUUCAAGGAGGUUGGAAAUUAUUACAACAUCCUUAUGGACUUUGUGUUUGCGUUGUUCCCAUGGAUCCUGACUUGGAAUAUGGACAUGAAAAGGAAAGAAAAAAUAGGGCUCUGUCUUACAAUGAGUCUCGGCAUGGUCGUGGCGAUUCAGUCGACCAUUCGAAACGAGUGGAAGUACAGUGGCAAUGAUAAGGACCGGCUGUACUUCUGGAGGUUGGCAAUGAGCAACAUCUGGUAUAAUUCGGAGAUCACAGGCACUAUCAUUGUGCAAUGCGUGCCUGUGCUGCGUCCAUUGGUCCAGGAUCUAUAUGGAGCGCGUCGCGAACGCGUCAAGUGGGGGACUUUCUUGCACGCUCCUCCAUCAAUACCGCAAUACCACAAUACCACGAUCACGUACGCCGCCGCCAAGAUGAACAUGUCCACCAUGUCUAGAGGUCGCCCUUCGACGACGCAGGCAACGCAAGGACGCAGCACAGCUGGACCAGAAUAUGAGCCGCCGAAGUUUCCACUGAACCCCGCCGCACAGCGAGCAUUGGCGCAGCUGUCGCGUUCGGCAAACCUGACGAAGCUCAGCAAGAGCCUGGCGGAGGCGCAGACGCAGCUCACAGAUACGGCUGUUCAAAUGAAUGACCGUGUUACCAAUGCAACGGCGAGCGCGAAGCGUUCACGGGAGAAGCGGCAGCGAGAGCACGAAGGACAGGACGAGGAGCAAACGGCGCUGGAGCGGAAUCUGGCGCAAUUCCAGGCCAAAGUCGACGGUAUGACACAGCGGAUGGAGGAGAGCAUGCGCAAGUUAGUGGACCACCAGCACGGUGUCGAGGCCAUCAAGCAGUCGCUGGCCAAGGCUGAGCAACAUGCACACAACACGGCCAGCACACAAGCCAGUACACAGAAUGCCCGCACUCAACGAAGGACCCGGCGGACCAAUGGUGAGGAUGGUGAGGACGAUGGAGAGGCGGAAGAGGAGGCUUCUGCAGGAGAGGAGGAAUACCCAGACUUCACGCCUACCGACCCUGCUGGUGGCACUCCAGGACAACGCGCUCCUGUCGAAGUGUUCCGCACCAAUCUCAAAGACGCUAAGCUACGCUAUGAGGCAAUGAGCCAAGCCGAGAGAUACUCAGAAGUUGAGGCAUACUACAACUUCCGCGAAGUGGUUCAUGACGCAGUGCACCAAGACAAGGAAGACGUUCCGCCACAGGACAAGAGCAAAUGGUUCAGUGAAGGUGGUGUAGCAGCGCCUGGAAUCACAAAUCGCAAUGUAGACGCAGAGAACGGGGAAGAGGACGAUGAUCUCGCUAUCAGCAAGGCCACGAUCAGCACCAAGUGUCUCCUUACAUUGCGGGAGUUUGUCUACCCAUACACGUCGAAAAAGUGUCCACACAGCUUCGAGAAGGAUGCCAUACUUGGUAUGAUAGACGCCUCCGCGAGACGCACUGUUCCCGGCCCUGGACAGCGGCAUGGCGAGAAGUGCGUAAUCUGUCCGGUGGGAGGAUGUCAGGAGCAACUCACCAAAAACGAUUUGGGCGUGGACAAGGUGAUUGUCCGCAAGAUUGAGAGACUGCAGCGCAGCAGGGAAUUGCAAGAGCAGGAAGAGGACGACGACAGCGAUACAGGCCAUGGUGCCACGCAAAAUCGCGCCCUCUCGAUUGAUGAUGAUGCUGAGGAUGACGAUACAAAGGAUGCUGCUGCUGUGAGACCCAAGCCAGAGCCGCAUCCCACUGGAGCUUCAAGCCGGGCACCUCCCUCUACAGCUCCUCGUCCAACUCAGGUCAUUGAUCUGAGCGACGAAGAGGAUGAUGAGGAAGGAGACGUGGAAGACUCAAUGGUGGAGUAA
This is a messenger RNA of Ramularia collo-cygni, 2196 nucleotides long. RefSeq lists its product as uncharacterized. Gene Ontology annotation, cellular component: Smc5-Smc6 complex; nucleus. Gene Ontology annotation, biological process: double-strand break repair via homologous recombination; protein sumoylation. The transcript is spliced from 5 exons. Gene Ontology annotation, molecular function: SUMO ligase activity; zinc ion binding. NCBI's taxonomy places the organism in Eukaryota, Fungi, Ascomycota, Dothideomycetes, Mycosphaerellales, Mycosphaerellaceae. The record is from RefSeq and is a predicted model, not a curated record. The coding region runs from base 1 to 2196 and encodes 731 amino acids.